CAGGAGGCACUGCUAGAGGAGUGUGCCAUGCUGUGCUCAGUGCUGCUGUCACCAUCUAGAGACCACUGUGCUGAUGCCACCUGCAGUGCCCUGCUAAGGAAGGAUCACUAGCUCUUACCAGGACCACCAGCUGUCUGCCAGCUUCACCCCUCUGGACUUUAGAGCUGGCACAUAACUUUGCCCUGUCCUGAUCUGCUCCUAGACACAUUCAUUAGACUGGACUUAGCUGGGUCCCUCUGUAUCUUUUUGGAUAUUGACCUGUCAGGACAGAUAUCUGACCACUGAGGACCUACAACAACCUGCUCUGUACUUUGCAUUUCGACACAUUUAUUUUGGAAACCCCCAGCUCCUCAGGAUGACCCCUGAAUACUUCUUGAGGUCCUUGUUGAUGAUGAUUUUAGCUGUUUUCUCUGCAAAUGCUAGCAACUGGCUGUACCUUGCAAAACUGUCCUCAGUAGGCAGCAUUUCAGAGGAGGAAACUUGUGAGAAGCUCAAGGGAUUAAUUCAACGCCAGGUGCAAAUGUGCAAAAGGAAUCUGGAAGUCAUGGAUUCCGUGAGGCGAGGGGCUCAGCUGGCAAUUGAAGAAUGCCAGUAUCAGUUUAGGAAUCGACGCUGGAACUGCUCAACGCUCGACACAUUGCCUGUUUUUGGAAAAGUGGUGACACAGGGCACCAGGGAAGCAGCUUUCGUGUAUGCAAUAUCUUCGGCAGGAGUCGCCUUUGCAGUGACCCGGGCAUGUAGUAGUGGAGACCUAGAAAAAUGUGGCUGCGAUAGGACUGUUCAUGGGGUCAGCCCUCAAGGGUUCCAGUGGUCAGGCUGUUCAGAUAAUAUUGCCUAUGGAGUGGCCUUCUCACAGUCCUUUGUAGAUGUAAGAGAAAGAAGCAAAGGUGCAUCGUCCAGUAGAGCGCUAAUGAAUCUCCACAAUAAUGAUGCGGGACGUAAGGCCAUCCUCAAUAACAUGCGAGUGGAAUGCAAAUGUCAUGGUGUCUCUGGAUCAUGUGAAGUGAAGACCUGCUGGAAAGCCAUGCCUCCAUUUCGAAAAGUUGGAAAUGUUCUGAAGGAAAAAUUUGAUGGAGCUACAGAAGUGGAGCAGAAAAAAAUUGGAACAACCAAAGUUUUGGUCCCCAAAAAUUCUCAAUUUAAACCACACACAGAUGAGGACCUGGUAUAUUUAGAUUCCAGUCCUGAUUUCUGUGACCAUGAUUUAAAGAAUGGUGUUUUAGGAACUACUGGCCGGCAAUGUAACAAGACUUCCAAGGCUAUCGAUGGUUGCGAGCUUAUGUGCUGUGGUCGAGGGUUUCACACAGAAGAAGUUGAAAUUACGGAAAGAUGCAGUUGUAAAUUCCACUGGUGUUGCUUCGUCAAAUGUAAACAGUGCCAUAAAGUGGUAGAGAUGCACACGUGUCGGUGAUCAGACUGAAAUCAAUAGCCUAUUUUACCAGAAUGGACAAUUCUUAUCUCUACACACCACCAAUGUCAUUCCUUCCACCAUGACAAAUGAAGCUCCAGAAACUGCAAAAAAAAUGAUAAGGAGGGACAAUUAAUUUUUUUUUAAGAAUAUUUAAAGUCCCCAGAUAACAUUGAUGUAUAUUUGUAUCCUUGUUCUUAUUUAUUGCCGACAAACAUUGAAAUUCUAAGUCAGUGCUUCCAGUCUACAUGUGGUGAAAAUGACUUUGUGUUGCUGCUUCAAGAAGGAUGGAGACCGAGACAUGACCUAUAAAAUCUGCUGAAGGAACGGAACUCCAACAAAAUAUAUUUAAAAAAAA
Messenger RNA from Bufo bufo (common toad), 1766 nucleotides. It is a transcript of the gene WNT4, whose product is annotated as Wnt family member 4. Gene Ontology annotation, biological process: multicellular organism development; neuron differentiation; cell fate commitment. The record is from RefSeq and is a predicted model, not a curated record. Gene Ontology annotation, molecular function: cytokine activity; frizzled binding. The transcript has 5 exons. Gene Ontology annotation, cellular component: extracellular region. The coding region runs from base 356 to 1411 and encodes 351 amino acids. NCBI's taxonomy places the organism in Eukaryota, Metazoa, Chordata, Amphibia, Anura, Bufonidae.